Molecule: messenger RNA, 4058 nt
Organism: Vicia villosa (hairy vetch)
Lineage: Eukaryota; Viridiplantae; Streptophyta; Magnoliopsida; Fabales; Fabaceae
Product: probable inactive receptor kinase At5g10020
Exons: 4
Coding region: 941-3892 (983 amino acids)
Biological process (GO): protein phosphorylation
Molecular function (GO): protein binding; ATP binding; protein kinase activity
Source: RefSeq, a predicted model, not a curated record
UAUCGUAACAACGUGUCAAUCCAAUCUAUACAAAUUCAUAUAUUUUAACCGGUUUGAAUAUCAUAAUCUCUUGAAAUUGAACCAAACCGGCUGGAGAUAUUGGAAGUUUAAGAUGGCUGUAGUGUACUUUACCCUGAUCUAGAGUUGGAACACAUGGACUGUUACAACCUAAUACAAGAAUAUCAAAAUAUUGUUCUUUUUAUUUUUCUUUUAUUCUAGCAUGCUAAUGUUUUCAAAAUGGUACACAUUUUGAUAUUACUUAAUUAUUUGUAGCAUUCAGGUAGUUGAGGUUUUAUAAGUUUGGAAUUUUGUUAUCAUUUAAGACAAUGUCACAUAGACAUAGUAGAUAUCAAUAAGUAUCAGAACAUGCCACAUAUAAUGAAAUGUUAAAAUAGUUUUGAUUACUUAUGAUCAACUGAUGCAACACAAUGAAAUGCAGAAUAGUUUUGGACUUGGUUACUCAUGAUCAACUGAUGCAACGUGCGAAAAUAACUUAUCUUCCACGAGCAGUACUGUUGGUGCUGUUAUCUUACUCGAUUUCGAUUUUGGUGAACAUGUCUGCAAUCGGACCGUCGCAGAAUAAACAUCUCCAUCGAAGGCUGUUCUCACUGGAAUGUCAAGUUGUAAUAUGCCGGCUUACCUGUCAAAGAUGAUCAAUUAACAAGUUAACUACAGUUAGAGUGAUCAUUCCCUGCUAUAGGAUUCGCCCAGAUGAAAUUACUCAUGCAAUGAUCUUCAUCACCUGUACAACAUAGAAAAAUGAAGGAUCCUAAGGUGUUUGCUCUCUAAGUACUCCAAACGGAUUUGACUGUCACAUCUAAGAAAUAGGAAAAUAUUGUGAUGCAGAACUCAUAAAUGAACACAGAAAAGUGAUGGAGUUAAAGCAAGAAGUUUGAGCUUUGAAAAUCCGAUGAAAAUUUGAGGAAAAACUAGGAAAGGAAUGCAGGCUAUUAUCUGGUUGAUGCUGUUGUUGAUGGUGAAAAUUGUAUUGGGAAAUUCAGAUACUGAUGCACUUCUUGAACUCAAGAAGGGUAUUCAAACUGACCCUUUUGGAUUAGUUCUUAAUUCUUGGGAUUCCAAGUCAUUAGACUCUAAUGGAUGUCCUCAAAACUGGCAUGGAGUAUUAUGUAUUGAAGGAAAUGUUAUAUCUAUCUCUCUUGACAAUGCCGGUUUGGUUGGCGAGUUUAAUUUCGUUGCGGUUAGUACUCUUCCCAUGCUUUGUAAUUUGACAGUUGUAAACAAUAGUUUCACUGGAAGUAUGUCACGAAUCCGUCCGAUGAAGUCGCUUAAGUUUCUCAAUUUGUCUCUCAACAAGUUCACCGGCUCGUUACCUUCUAUAUUAGUCGAGUCGCGUAGUUUAGUGUAUCUGAAUCUCUCUUCGAAUGGAUUUAGCGGCGUUAUCCCGAACGUGUUUCACAAACUUGAGGAGUUGAAGUAUUUAGAUAUUCGCAGUAAUAACUUUUCGGGUGAUGUUAUACAUGUAUUUGAUCAGAUGGGAAGUGUGUUACAUGUUGACUUGAGCAACAACAGGUUUUCUGGUGCAUUGGAUUUAGGACUUGGAGAUGUUUCGUUUCUAUUCUCGAUUCAGUAUUUAAAUGCGAGCCAUAAUUCGUUGACGGGUGAACUGUUUGCUCAUGAUGGUAUGCCGUAUCUUGAUAAUUUAGAGGUGUUUGAUGCUAGUAAUAACCAGAUAGUUGGUAAUAUACCUUCCUUCGCAUUUGUUGUGUCGCUAAGGAUUCUUCGGCUCGAAUGUAAUCAGUUGACAGGUUCAUUGCCAGAAACUUUGUUGAAGGAAAGUUCAAUGAUGUUGUCUGAACUGGAUCUUAGUCAAAACAAGCUUGAAGGUUCCAUUGGAAGCAUUACUUCAUUGACUCUAAGGAAGCUUAACCUAUCUUCAAACAAAUUAUCAGGCUCAUUACCUUUCAAAGUAGGACACUGUGCCGUCGUCGAUUUGAGCAACAACAUGUUUUCAGGUAAUUUGUCAAGGAUCAAGUAUUGGGGAAACUAUGUAGAAGUUAUUCAACUAAGUUCAAACUCGUUAUCCGGAACACUUCCAAAUGAAACUUCUCAGUUUUUAAGGUUAACUUCACUUAAGGUAUCCAAUAACUCAUUGGAAGGUUUUCUGCCACCAGUAUUAGGAACAUUUCCAGAACUAAAAGAGAUUGAUCUGAGUCUCAAUCGGCUUUCUGGAUCCCUCCUACCGAACCUUUUCGCCUCGACGAAAUUGACUACUCUUAAUCUCUCAAACAACAACUUUUCUGGACCGAUUCCUCUUCAACUUCCAAAUAGUCCAUUGGUUUCUUCCGAAAAAUUUAGUCUGACGUCGCUUGAUCUUUCGAACAAUAACUUGAAUGGCAUUCUUUCUCCGAAAAUUAAGGAGCUUCAUAAUUUAGAAUAUCUUAACAUAUGUAACAACAAAUUGGAAGGUGCUAUUCCUAAUGAUCUUCCAGAUGACUUAAGAGGAUUCAAUGCGUCAUUGAAUAAUUUUUCUGGUGUUGUACCUGAUAAAUUAUCGCAGUUUCCUGAAUCAGCAUUUCGUCCAGGAAAUCCUAUGCUGAUAUUUCCGAAUUCUCCGUUAUCGCCAAAAGAUAGUUCAAAUUCCAUCUUAGGUUUGAGGUCACAUAAGAAGGUUUUCACUAGGAGUGUCUUGAUUACAUGUUUAGUUACUGGUGCUUUUGUGAUGGCUAUUAUGGCUGCAACGAUUUUUUAUAGGAUUCGUCGGAAAAAAGAAAUGGCUUCUAAACAAGACGCGACCGCAAGUGACAUUGUCCCAGAGAGUACUUCUCCAUCAAAGAGAAGAAAUUUGGAAUCUUUGCCGCAUUCUCAGAGUGAUGAUACCGAAAACAUUCAUCCAACUGUAAAGAAGCCUAAGAAUGAGGAAGGAAUGUCUUCGCCAGUGUCUAUUUUAUCUGCUUCAAAUCCUUCACCUUCUACAAGCCGUCAGUUUGAGAAUCCUAGUUCGCUCAAUGUAUCAUCACCGGAUAAACUGGUCGGGGACUUACAUCUAUUCGAUGGAUCGUUGAUGUUAACUGCAGAAGAACUUUCGUGUGCUCCGGCUGAAGUUAUCGGUAGGAGUUGUCAUGGAACACUCUACAAAGCUACACUUGAAUCUGGUCAUGUUUUGGCUGUCAAAUGGUUAAGAGAAGGAAUAACCAAAGGCAAAAAGGAGAUGGCUAGAGAAAUCAAGAAACUCGGGACAAUCAAGCAUCCGAGUUUGGUUUCUUUUCUCGGUUGCUACCUCGGGCCAAAGGAGCAUGAGAGACUGAUUAUAUCAAAUUUCAUGAAUGCACAUUCUUUGGACAUUUAUUUGCAUGAGGCUGAUAGAAGAAAUCUCAAUCCUUUGUCUCUUGACGAAAGGCUCAGGGUGGCCGUAGAAGUGGCGCGGUGUCUACUUUACUUACACACCGAGAAAGCCAUACCUCAUGGCAAUCUCAAAUCCACAAACAUUCUACUAGAAACUCCAAACAGAAAUGCCUUGCUCACUGACUACACCCUGCAUCGAAUACUCACCGCAGCUGGUACUUCCGAGCAAGUUCUGAAUGCAGGUGCGCUUGGUUACCGUCCGCCCGAGUUCGCUAGAUCAACCAAACCAAGCCCGUCCUUAAAGAGUGACGUCUACGCAUUCGGAGUCGUCUUGUUAGAGCUCCUAACAGGAAGAAAAUCAGGAGAAAUCGUGUCGGGGAUUCCUGGCGUGGUUGAACUUACCGAAUGGGUGAGGUUCUUAGUCGAACGAGAUCGGUCUAACCAAUGCAUUGAUAAGUCCCUUGCAGAAGGAUCAUCUAUGAUUCUUGAUGAAAUGCUAAAAGUGGCUCUAAGAUGCAUUCUUCCAGCAUCUGAAAGGCCUGACAUGAAAACAGUCUUUGAAGAUCUUUCAACAAUAAGAGAGAGUUGAUGAUCACAACCUCAACCAUUGGCAUCAUCAUUGUUUAUAAAUUGUUUUGGUUAUUUUUGAAGUAUACUAGUAUUAAAUUUUGUUCCCUUGAUGACAAUUCUCCACAGGAAUUUUAACAAGUCUCAUGAUGAUAAAUGAUAUUCUUUAUUAAAGCAAAUUCAUUCUU